This is a messenger RNA of Rhipicephalus sanguineus (brown dog tick), 849 nucleotides long. RefSeq lists its product as uncharacterized. The transcript is spliced from 5 exons. Bases 146 to 718 code for a protein of 190 amino acids. NCBI's taxonomy places the organism in Eukaryota, Metazoa, Arthropoda, Arachnida, Ixodida, Ixodidae. The record is from RefSeq and is a predicted model, not a curated record.
CAACUGCGCUGCGCUAAAGCACUAGUCUUAUACGAUGCACAUAUGCGACACUUACUGGGCAAUAGUCACCAUCACUGGGAUAUUCUGAAAGUGUUACCGUUAGUUCAACGUAUCGUGCGGUUUUCACCUGCACUCGGAUGCCGUCAUGAAACAUUCAAGCCUGUACGCAAUGGUUAUGCUGGCUUUAGGUGCCCUUUUAUUUGCCUUAUGUUUAAACCCUGCUGAAAGCUUCAGCUUCUUCCCUUUCAAGAGGAAAAAGGCUUACAAUAUACGCAAAUUUUUAGACACCAAGGAACCUAUUUGGACUUAUACCACGAGCAGACGGGCCAAUAUUUGGUGUGAAGUUGGCGUGACGGAUAAUGUUACCGAGAACUCCGUAUUUUUCAAGCGAUCGUCCUACGACCGCAAAGGGAGGACAUCCGCCAUCCUGGAGGGAAAACUCUCGGACAGAAAGAAACACAUGGAUAUCGGUAGUCCAGAUGGUGUAUACACAAUGCAGGAGGACAUAAUUUAUAUGAGUCGCAACGGUAGCUGUGCUGUAAUCAUGGUAACGACAACUUUCGGUGGAAAGCAAUCAACGUUCGACCUACGAGUCAAGAAUUCAUCGCUCGCGUGGGGACCUACAAAGAAAUGCAAGAAAAAUUUCGGCAAGCACGAAGGUCAAGGACAAAAUAUUUACCAACCGCAGUGCCAGCGCAUACUCACUAGCAGUCAGUAGGGCGGAGGAAACGUUGAUCAGAGUGUGAAUAGUGUUAAUGCAAAGGCAGCGUAGUCUGUUCUUUGUUUUAAAUAUAUGUACACGGGGGCAUAUUACGCUCAAACGUAAAUAAAUGUCACCCUGAGCACCUA